Molecule: messenger RNA, 3679 nt
Organism: Sitophilus oryzae (rice weevil)
Lineage: Eukaryota; Metazoa; Arthropoda; Insecta; Coleoptera; Curculionidae
Product: importin-4-like
Exons: 15
Coding region: 137-3397 (1086 amino acids)
Biological process (GO): protein import into nucleus
Cellular component (GO): nucleus; cytoplasm
Molecular function (GO): nuclear import signal receptor activity; small GTPase binding
Source: RefSeq, a predicted model, not a curated record
AUUAGUUCGUCGCUAACUUCACGUUGAUAAAUGUCAGAUUUGACAAGACGUGCCUGUUGUUGGUGUUGCGUGCCGGUGAUUUUAAUUUAAAUAUCCCGAAAAAUUAAAACUAUCUACAAGUUACGAAGAGAAAAUAAUGGAAGGAAUACUAGCGAAACUUUUAGUGCCAAACAGCAACACCGUUCACGAGGGUACAAGGGAACUGAAAGAAGCCUUCAAGAAGCCCGAGGCUAUUCCGGCGAUAUGCGAUGUGAUUGUAACGUCGUCAAAUCCCCAAAUACGACAAUCAGCAGCUGUUUUACUCCGAAGAAAGUUAGGAAAAAGGAGACAGUGGACUAAGCUUAAUGUUGAGCUAAGAAACAGAAUUAAACAGGGUAUGCUACAUGCCUUAGUAAACGAACAAGAAAGAUCGGUUAAAAAUUCUAUCGCUCAGUUCAUAGGAAUUAUAGGAAAGCACGAAUUUGCCGAGAAUACGUGGCCAGAGGUUUGGCAAUUCGUAAAUACACUAUGCAGUAGUGACACUAUUGUUGACAAAGAGAUGGGAAUGUACACAUUAUCAAUAAUGACGGAGAUCUCUCAUGGUUCAUUUAUAGUAUAUGCCGAUUCUUUUGCUGUACUAUUUACAAACAUUCUGACCGGUAUUACUGAAUUGAAUUCAAAUUUAUCAUUUUAUACCGUUUUAACCAUGAAAAAUUUAGUACCAAUUCUUAGCGGACAUCAACAGAUGAUAAACGUUUAUCAUCAAUCGUUACCUCGAAUACUGGAAAUCAUCACAUCGUUUGCCGCAGAGGACGAGAAACGCGCCUGUGACCUGUUUGAAAUCCUGGAAGAGCUGAUCGAGUUCGCGAUAACCGUUGUGGCGCCUCACGUCAAACUGAUUGUAGAAAUGUGCCUACAGUUAGGCAGUAACAGUUCGGUGCCUACAAGUGCUCAAAUUAAGGCUAUAAGCGUGGUUGGUUGGAUUAUAAGGUCCAAAGGAAAGGUAGUCCAAAAAAACAAGCUAAUCGAACCAAUCAUCGACGUUCUCAUCCACCUGAUGGCGCAACAACCCGACGACGAGGGAAACGAAGAAUAUUUCCUGGGCGACCCGGAUCAAUACACCUCCAUAACCGUGGCGACGCAGACGCUGGAUUUGAUCGCUCUGCACAUCCCAGCGGAGAAGGUGGUGCCGUACUUGCUGACCAAGGUGGAGCCGGCGAUCCAGGGUGGGAAUAUCUACGCGCAGAAAGCCGCCUACUUGUCGCUGGCCGUGCUGGCCGAGGGCUGUGCCGAACGCAUCCGAACCAAGUACUUGGAACCGUUUUUGAAGUGCGUCUGUACGGCUAUACACAACCCUAAUCCGGUGGUUAGGAACGCAGCUUUGUUCGCGUUGGGACAGUUUGCUGAACACUUACAGCCGGAAAUCAGUCAGUACGCCUCUGAACUCCUCCCAGUCCUGUUCGAAUGUCUGGCCCAAGUCCUCCAGCAAAUGCAAACAGAGAAAAAGGACACCCCCAGCCUGGACCGGCUUUUCUACGCCCUGGAAACAUUCUGCGAGAACCUCGAAGACGGACUCAUGCCCUAUUUGCCCACCCUCAUGGAAAGAUUGUUCGCGGCUCUGGACCCACAAGGGUUCUCAAUCCAGCUGAAAAGGGUGGCUUUGAGUGCCGUAGGGGCGGCAGUUACAGCGGUGAAAGAAGGGUUCUUGCCGUAUUUCCAGAAAACAAUCGAAGUGCUCAACGUGUAUAUCAAUUCGGAUCCCAAUUCUGAAGUGCAUCAGAUUCAAUGUUAUGCUAUAGAAACAUUGGCUGUUGUGGCACAGUUUGUCGGCGUGGAUAAUUUUAAACCUCUGGCCGCCGAAUCCCUACAGCUUGGUUUGAGAAUCCUGGACCAAACUGACGAUCCAGACGUUAAAAAGAGCGUCUACGCCCUUUUCGCCGCCCUUUCCAUUGUUAUGAAGGACGAGAUAUCGCCCGCCCUUCCGAAGAUUGUCAAGGAAAUGAUUGAGAGCAUCCAGAGCAGCGAGGGAAUCGUGACACAUUACGACGAAGAGGACAAGGACGAUAUUGACGUUUAUGCAGAACUUUCCGACGAAAAUGAAGAUGGCGAAGAGGACAUUGAAGGGGAAUCUUCUGUCAGUGAUGAUUCUACUCAGUGCAGGUACUCCGUUGAGAAUUCUUACAAUGAUGAAAAGGAGCAAGCGUGUCUGGCUUUGAGAGAAAUCUGCCUUAAUACUGGCAACUCAUUCCUGCCAUUCAUCGAAAAAAGCUUUGAAGAAAUCUUCAAACUAGUCAACUACCCUCAGGACGACAUCCGCAAGGCCGCAAUUGAUGCACUGCUUCAAUUCUGCAUAGCCCUGCACAAAGUGAACACUGCCGAGUCCAAAACCGUGCUAUACAAGGCGUUGCAAAUGUUCGUGCCCAAAUGUUCCGAGCUUAUAAGAACGGACGAAGAAAGAUCUGUGGUCAUGAACUGUCUGGACGCCUAUGCUUCACUUUUGGAAGAAGUGAAGGGUGACGUUUUUGUCGGUGAAGGUCACAGAGAGGCUAUAAUGAAUUGCGUGAUCGAUGUGUUGACGUUGAAGACCAUGUGUCAGGAUACAGAUUUAGGCAACCAGACUGAAUCCAACGAGGACGACGUUGAAGCCGAACAGGAUGAACUUCUCCUCGAAUCUGCAGGCGAUGUAAUACCUAAAUUUGCCGCAGCCAUAACCCCUGACGAUUUCGCUUGUUACUUCCCAAAUAUACUCAAGCUACUGUCUAGUCGAACGGUAAAACAGAACAGCGUCAGUCAGCGGUCUUUUGCUUUCGGUACUCUGGCCGAAUGUAUGAAAUCCCUUGACGUCUGUGUCGAAAAAUUCGUACCUCAGCUACUGAAAAUGUGGUUGACGGGUGCCAAAGAUUCAUCAGAGGAGGUUAGGAACAAUUCCAUUUUCGGAUUGGGCGAGAUGAUUUUACAUGGAAAGGACAGAAUAUUCAGUCAUUAUAACGAAAUUUUACAAGCUCUAUCCCAGGCUGUAGCCAAGGAAAGCCAUGCAGGAACUCUGGACAACGUUUGUGGAGCUUUAGCGAAAAUUAUUUUGGCUAACCCUGGUGGGAUUCCUUUGGACCAGGUAUUCGCUGCUUUUCUGCAAAAACUUCCGCUGCGAGACGACUUCCAAGAAAACGAGGCUGUGAUAAAAUGCUUUGCCACCCUGUAUCAGCAGGGCAACCCCCUGCUAAAGCAACACCUAGGUGACGUCAUGAAGGUUGCCGUUCAUAUCUAUUACAAGGACCAAACGCCAAACGAUGAUUCAAAACACAUUUUAAUAGAAUUUAUCAAACAACUGAGCAGAGACUUUGCGCAAGACUUCGAGCACGCAGUGAACUCUCUAGGGCCGGAUGCGACAAGUUCUAUACAAAAACUAUUGUCUUCUUAAUAAAAUAAAAUGUCGAAAAAAAUGAAAUUAUAACCAUUUUUUCAUUCAAGCUUUAAAAACACACGAGGUAUAUAUUUUUGUAACGAGAAUGCGUCCUGAGGCAUUUGAUAAAGAUUAUAUUAUUAUAUUUAAUAAUGACAGCUGUUUGAGAUUGAUUUUUUUAUAAAAAUCUGUUUUUUUUAUAUGUGAAUCUGUUUAUUUAUUUUAGUUUUAAGUUGAGACGAAAAAUAAAAUGAUCUUUGGUGAUAUGACUUUCUCGUUCUGUAUUUAAGCCAAAUAGAA